Molecule: messenger RNA, 1500 nt
Organism: Endocarpon pusillum Z07020
Lineage: Eukaryota; Fungi; Ascomycota; Eurotiomycetes; Verrucariales; Verrucariaceae
Product: Dihydrolipoyllysine-residue acetyltransferase
Exons: 4
Coding region: 1-1500 (499 amino acids)
Biological process (GO): pyruvate decarboxylation to acetyl-CoA
Cellular component (GO): pyruvate dehydrogenase complex
Molecular function (GO): dihydrolipoyllysine-residue acetyltransferase activity
Source: RefSeq, a predicted model, not a curated record
AUGUCUGCUCCGACUCUGGUCACCCGUUGUCCGACACGGGUGUUGUUGAAAGGUGCUGCCAGCUCGAGAAUAGGUCGCCCGGCAUAUACACUUCGAGAUGUUGCCUUCCGCCAGACACUCCCCGCCCUCUCCGCCCUUUCCCGAUAUUAUGCCUCCAAGUCAUUCCCACCUCACACGGUCAUCAGCAUGCCGGCCUUGUCACCCACCAUGACUGCCGGAAACAUUGGAGCCUGGCAGAAGAAAGUCGGCGACACUCUAGCUCCAGGAGAUGUCCUGGUCGAGAUUGAGACAGAUAAAGCACAAAUGGAUUUCGAGUUCCAAGAGGAGGGUAUACUCGCCAAGAUCUUAAAGGAGAGUGGAGAGAAAGAUGUUGCCGUCGGAAACCCAAUUGCUGUCAUGGUCGAAGAAGGUACAGAAAUCUCUAGCUUUGAGUCAUUCACUCUCGAUGAUGCGGGUGGGGAGAAAGAAGCUCCAAAAGAAGCGCCAAAGGAGGAAGCUUCUCAGUCAUCUGAACCUCCAGCUUCUGGGGCUUCGACAGCACCUCCUCCUGCAAAGGAAGAGCCAGCAUCUCAAACUCAAGACUCCGAGCCCACUGGAGGCAGAUUACAGACUAGUCUUGACCGCGAACCAAACGCCAGUCCUUCGGCAAAAGCAUUAGCCUUGGAGAAGGGAGUCCCACUUGGAUCCAUCAAAGGCACCGGUCCAGGUGGUCGCAUCACCAGAGCCGAUGUCGAGAAGUACAAGCCGUCGGGCGGGGCUGCUCCAUCUAGUCCUGCUGCGGCGGGCCCUAGCUACGAAGACAUACCUGCCAGCUCGAUGAGAAAGACGAUUGCGAACCGCCUGAAGCAAUCUAUGAACGAGAAUCCACACUACUUUGUCUCUUCUACAAUUUCAGUUUCUAAGCUGUUGAAGCUGAGAGAAGCACUGAACGCUUCUGCUGACGGCAGAUACAAGCUAUCGGUCAACGAUUUUUUCAUAAAGGCAUGCGCGGUUGCAUGUAAAAAGGUCCCCACCGUCAACUCUAGCUGGAGAGAAGAGAACGGUCAGACGGUGAUCCGUCAGCACAACACGGUCGAUGUGAGCGUAGCAGUUGCUACCCCUAUUGGUUUGAUGACACCGAUUGUGAAGAACGCUGAUUCAAUUGGACUGUCUUCUAUCUCGUCCCAAGUAAGAGAUCUCGGAAAACGAGCAAGAGAUGGCAAACUUAAGCCUGAAGAAUAUCAAGGGGGCACAUUUACUAUCAGCAAUAUGGGGAUGAACGCGGCGGUUGAGCGGUUUACGGCCGUGAUCAACCCGCCGCAGGCUGGAAUUCUGGCUGUUGGGACAACUCGCAAAGUUGCAGUUCCGUUAGAAACAGAAGAGGGUCCUUCGGUAGAAUGGGACGACCAAAUCGUGGUGACGGCCAGCUUUGACCACAAGGUGGUGGAUGGCGCGGUGGGAGGCGAGUGGAUCAAGGAGUUGAAAAAGGUUGUUGAAAACCCGCUGGAGAUGAUGCUUUAG